Messenger RNA from Conger conger (European conger), 2502 nucleotides. Its product is annotated as glycine N-acyltransferase-like protein 3. Gene Ontology annotation, molecular function: glycine N-acyltransferase activity. Bases 429 to 1250 code for a protein of 273 amino acids. Gene Ontology annotation, cellular component: mitochondrion. The record is from RefSeq and is a predicted model, not a curated record. Lineage: Eukaryota; Metazoa; Chordata; Actinopteri; Anguilliformes; Congridae. The transcript has 8 exons.
CGAACUAGGAGGAAGUAUAUAGUGAAGUGCUACAGCCACAGUUUUGCUGUUGGAUUCUAGACACAGGUGCCCAAGUCAGUGUGACCGCCAGUGGGUGAAAACCUACCUCCCUACGUCCAGUAGAUAAAAGAAAGCUCUCAGUGCAAAACAUAUUUCAAUUCAAUGCAGUAGGCUACGGCUUUCGCUUUCUUCACAUCCGAAGUUCCGUGGAAUCAAGUGUAGAAGACGGACACCACAUCUUCGGGGAUUCGUUGCAAAACUAAUGUCAGUCGGUUAGACUGUGGGAAUUAUUUCUUAAUGCCUGCAUCUGAUUAACCAUAGUCACAGAACAACAUUUGAGUUGAAGAUAAAAUUGUUGGUGAUUGACAACCCCUCAUAGGGUGAAUUCAGGUUGUUAGCUGCUUAUCGUAUCUGUCACGUCUGAAAAGAUGAAGAUUUUAAACAAGGCUGAAUUACAGCAAGCAGAAAAGGUCCUGCACUCACACUUACCAAAAAGUAUCAAGGUUUAUGGAUUUCUCUUUGCGAUGAAUAGAGACAAACCACAUACACUAGAGGUUGUUGUGGACUCCUGGCCUGAUUUUAAAACCAUCAUUUUUCGACCGCACCCACAGAGUGCACUGCUUUAUAAAAAAGUGACUUUAUUCAGUACUGAUGAGAAGAUUCUGAAGAGAAUGUUGACAGAAGACAACUGCUUGGACUGGAAUCAAUACUUCAAAAUUGGGGGGAUGGACAUCCAUCAUGCCACCAUGUUGAAGGCCAUCUCUGAUGCAAAAGGAGUCACAUUCAGACAGUGUUUUGUUGUUCAUCUCCUGGAAUUACGAGACCCAAGUCUCCUUCCUCAGCUGACAGUGAGCAGAGAUGUGGAGGCCAGGAUCUCCUCCCUGAAUGAAUCCCAUGUCGGGUUGUUGAAUGAAACCUGGAAACUUGGAGGUGAUAAAAAAGGUUUUCAACUAAUCAAACAUCUGAUAAGCCACUUCCCCACAUGUUGCAUCACUGAUGAAGAAGGCCGUCCAGUUUCCUGGGUGCUGCUGUAUGAUUUCUGUGCCAUGGGGAUGCUGUACACCCUGCCAGAGCACAGGGGGAAGGGCUAUGCCAAGAUCCUGGUGAGCACCAUGGCAGCAAGGCUCCAUGCCCAGGGUUACCCUGUGUACUGCUACAUCGAGGAGGAGAACCAGGUCUCCUACAGGCUCUUUAAGAAACUGGGCUUUACUGAGGACCCCUCCUACAGGACUGCCUGGCCAGAAAUCUGACAGCCACCACCACACAGGGUGUUCCUCAAAGUUCCGUCCUUGGCCCCCUCCUCUUCACCAUCUACAUUUUACCACUUGGACAAAUCAUCUGCCACUUCAACCUGGAUUUUCACUUCUACAAUGACGAUACCCCCAAUCUACAUCAGCUCCAAAACCCACCAUCAUCCCACAUUGAAACCUGCAUCUCCGCAAUCAACCUGGAUGAAACACAACUUCCUCAAACGAAAUGGCAACAAAACCAAAGUCUGUUGCUGAUUGAUUCAAAAUCCACAAUGAAUCUGCCCAAAUAUCAUUAAUCAUUGAGGACACAGUUGUCUCCCCCAUACCCCUGAAAACUGAAAAUAAAUCAUUUCCCAUAAUCUAAUGGCAGUGCAGAAAUCGCUGACUGGGAGUGGAGGUCUUUGGUUUAUGUUUGAAGAUAAGACUAUCUUCUGCUGAGAAAUGCUACACAGUAUAAUUUCAAUGUUAUGCCAAUAGCCUACCAAGCUGGUUUCACAGUGUUUUGGUAUCCUGCAAUAAUCUAAAAUCUUCACUGUCUCCACAUGAAUACAGUCUAUAGAAUUAUGCCACAGUUUUUACAGGCCUUUGAUCUACAGGCUAACAGAUGUUCUUAUACUGACUGGCUUGUUCAAGUGCAUUUGUAGGACCUGCAAGAAUGUCUGUUGAAACAUAUUUUAAGAGCAAGAUUAUUGCAUUCAAAUACUGCAUUUGCAGUACUUAUUUUGACCAAGAGGAGGCAGUGCAGACCAGGUGUUGGCAUUAGUUAUAUCAGUGACCUGACUGGGGAAGUAGGUGAGACGAAGACGCUUGAUUUAGUUUAGUUUUAUAGGCAGGGAACAGGAAAAGUCAGUCUAGAGAAAGACAUUUUUAAAAGAAAUGUGGAUCAAGGUUAUGGAUAACCACACCUCUGGGGACCAUUAGUUUGAAUUGUUGGAAGUCUUUUUGGCUCCUUUCCCUAGGUGCUAACCAACAUCAAAAAUAUUUGGCAGAUUUAGCACAUACAUACAGGCCACGGGUAACUAUAAAAUGGGAAUGUAUGUUUCUAGGAUUGUCUCCCUCAUCAUGCCCGCUGACUGUAUUUUUAACAAACAGUAACUAGAACAAGAAUACAUCAGGACAAAAUACAACACAGAAACAGUGGCUUUGCUGCUGAUAGGCCUACUCAGCAAUGGAAUCGUGACUAGACGUGAGCAAUUAAUCCAUCCACGAGCUCCCAUUUCAAGUUACAUUUCAUAUCACAGUGAGAUUGCCU